Sciurus carolinensis (gray squirrel) is the source of this 7874-nucleotide messenger RNA. RefSeq names its product Fc gamma binding protein (gene Fcgbp). Lineage: Eukaryota; Metazoa; Chordata; Mammalia; Rodentia; Sciuridae. Bases 1 to 7752 code for a protein of 2583 amino acids. The record is from RefSeq and is a predicted model, not a curated record. The transcript has 19 exons. Gene Ontology annotation, molecular function: protein binding.
AUGGGUUCCCUGUGGAGCUGGUGGACGGUCUGGGCCGGAGCAGCCCUCCUGUGGGUUGGGCGCUCCGCUGCGGAUCCCUGCCAAGGUGUGCGGUGUGCGGCUGGGCAGCGCUGCCAGGCGACCGGCACGAAGACCUCGUGUGUGGCCGAGUCCACGGCCGUCUGCCAAGCCCAGGGUGACCCUCAUUACACCACCUUCGAUGGGCGUCGCUACGACAUGAUGGGCACUUGCUCCUACACCAUGGCGGAGUUGUGUGGGAAGGACGAGUCCCUGCCCGCCUUCAGUGUGGAAGCCAAGAACGAGCACAGGAGCAACCGUCUGGUCUCCUACGUGGGCUUUGUCACCGUGCGCGCCUACAGCCACUCCGUGUCGCUGGCCCGCGGGGAAGUUGGCUUCGCCCGGAUUGACAACCAGCGCUCGCGCCUGCCGGUCUCCCUGAGCGAGGGUCGCCUGCGAGUGUACCAGAGUGGGACACGGGCCGUGGUGGAGCUGGACUUCGGGCUGGUGGUCUCCUAUGACUGGGACUGCCGGCUGACAGUGAGCCUGCCCGAGCGCUUCCGAGACCAGGUGUGUGGUCUCUGCGGCAACUACAAUGGCAACUCCACCGAUGACUUCCUCACACCUGACUGGGAGCAGGUUUCUGACGUCAUGGAGUUUGCCAACAGCUGGAAGUUGGAUGACGGCGACUACCUGUGCGAUGACGGCUGCCAGGAAAACUGUCCCUCCUGCACCCCCGGCCAGGCCCAGCACUACGAAGGCCACCGUGUCUGUGGCAUGCUGACCGUGUCUGAUGGCCCCUUUGCAGCCUGCCAUGAAACCCUGGACCCCCGACCGUUCCUGGAAGAUUGUGUGUACGACAUGUGUGUGACUGGCGGGGAGCGAUCCACCCUGUGCCGCAGCCUGAGCGCCUACGCCCAGGCCUGCGUGGAGCUGGGCAUCGCGGUGGGAGACUGGAGAUCACCAGCCAACUGCCCCAUGUCCUGCCCGGCCAACAGCAGCUACCAGCUCUGCGGCCCCGCCUGCCCGGCCACCUGCAACUCCGAGGCGGCGCCGGCCAACUGCUCGGGGCGCCCGUGCGUGGAGGGCUGCGUGUGCCUCCCCGGCUUCGUGAGCAGCGGUGGUGCCUGUGUGCCAGCCUCGUCGUGCGGAUGCACCUACGAGGGUCGGCCCCUGGCGCCCGGCCAGGCAGUGUGGGCGGACGAUCAGUGUCGCCAGCGCUGCACCUGCGAUGGCGCCACCCAGAAGGUGAGUUGCCAGAGCACGCAAGGCUGCCCGGCGGGCGAGCAGUGCCAGGUCCAGAACGGCCUCCAGGAUUGCUACCCCACCAGCUUCGGAAGCUGCCAGGCGUCGGGCGACCCGCACUACGUCAGCUUCGACGGCCGGCGCUUCGACUUCAUGGGCACCUGCAUGUACCUGCUGGUGGGCUCGUGCGGCCAGAACGCGGCGCUGCCCGCCUUCCGGGUGCUGGUGGAAAACGAGCAUCGGGGCAGCCAGACCGUGAGCUACACGCGCGCCGUGCGGGUGGAGGCCUACGGUGUGGAGGUGGCCGUGCGCCGGGAGUACCCUGGCCAAGUGCUGGUGGAUGGCAUCCUUUAUUACCUGCCCUUCCAAGCCGCAGAUGGGCAGGUGCAAGUAUUCCGCCAGGGCCAAGACGCCGUUGUGCGCACAGACUUUGGCCUGACUGUCACCUACAACUGGAAUGCCCUAGUGACCGUCAAGGUGCCCAGCAGCUACGCUAACGCCCUGUGUGGACUCUGUGGGAACUUCAACGGGGACCCGGCUGACGACCUGGCUCUGCGGGGCGGAGGCCAGGCUGCCAACGCUCUGGACUUCGGAAACAGCUGGCAGGAGGAGCCAAGCCCCGCCAACUGUGGAGCGAGCGAGCCGGGUGACUGUCCCAAGCUGGACUCCCUGGUGACCCAGCAGGUGCAGAGCAAGAAGGAAUGCGGAAUCCUUGCUGACCCUUCGGGGCCCUUCCGGGAGUGUCACAGCAAGCUGGACCCCCAGGGUGCAGUGCGGGACUGUGUCUACGACCUCUGCCUGCUGCCAGGCCAGACCGAGCUACUGUGCGAGGCGUUAGCCAGCUACGCGGAUGCUUGCCAGGCUGCUGGGGCCACCGUGCAACCCUGGAGGACUGAGGAGUUUUGCCCCCUGGGCUGUCCACCUCACAGCCACUACGAGGCAUGUUCCCACGGCUGCCCGCUGUCCUGUGGAGACCUCCCAGUCCCCGGCGGCUGUGGCUCGGAAUGCUACGAGGGCUGCGUCUGUGAUGACGGCUUCGCGCUCAGCGGUGAGUCCUGCGUGCCCCUGGCCUCCUGCGGCUGCGUCCACCAGGGCGCCUACUACCCGCCAGGCCAGAGCUUCUACCCCGGACCCGGGUGCGAAUCCCUCUGCCACUGCCAGGAGGGCGGCCUGGUGUCCUGUGAGCCCGCCUCCUGCGGCCCGCAGGAGGCCUGCCAGCCCUCCAGCGGAGCCCUGGGCUGCGUGGCGGUGGGCUCCGUCACCUGCCAGGCGUCCGGAGACCCCCACUACACCACCUUCGACGGCCAGCGCUUCGACUUCAUGGGCACCUGUGUGUAUGUGCUGGCUCAGACCUGCAGCGCCCGGCCUGGCCUGCCCCAGUUCACCGUCCUGCAGGAGAACGUGGCUUGGGGCAAUGGGCAAGUCAGUGUCACCAAGGCGAUCACAGUCCAGGUGGCUAACUACACCCUGCGGCUGGAGCAGAAUCAGUGGAAGGUCACGGUGAACGGCGUGGACCAGAAGCUGCCAGUGGAGUUGGCCGAGGGCCAGGUGCGCGCCUACCAGCACGGCUCGGACGUGGUGAUCGAGACCGACUUCGGGCUGCGCGUGGCCUACGACAUGAUGUACUACGUGCGGGUCACCGUCCCAGGCAACUACUACCAGCAGAUGUGCGGCCUGUGCGGAGACUACGAUGGCGACCCCAAGGAUGACUUCCAGAAGCCCGACGGCUCACAGGCCGCCAACCCCAACGAGUUCGGCAAUUCCUGGGAGCAGGCGGUGCCGGGCUCCCCCUGCGCGGCCCCGCCCGAGUGCGAGGAGUGCAAGUGCAGCCCGGAGCAGGAGGAGCAGUACCAGAAGGAGCAGUUCUGCGGCAUCCUCACCAGCACCACCGGGCCGCUGGCCGCCUGCCACAAGCUGGUCGCCCCCCAGGGGCCCUUGGAAGAGUGCGUCUUCGACCUCUGCCUGGGCGGGGGCAACCUGAGCAUUCUCUGCAGCAACAUCCAUGCCUACGUGAGCGCCUGCCAGGCGGCGGGAGGCCAAGUGGGCCCCUGGAGGAACGAGUCUUUCUGUCCCAUGGAGUGCCCCCCCAACAGCCACUACAAGCUGUGCGCAGACACCUGCUCUCUCGGCUGCUCGGCCCUCAGUGCGCCCCUGAAGUGCCCGGAACUGUGUGCUGAGGGUUGUGAAUGUGACCCUGACUUCCUCUACAAUGGUCAAACCUGUGUGCCCAUCCAGGAAUGCGGCUGCUACUACAAAGGCGCCUACUAUGCGCCAGAGGAGACGGUCCUGAUUGACGACUGCCAGCAGCAGUGUGUGUGCCACGCCGGCGAAGGCAUGGCGUGCCAGAAUCAUACCUGCGCAGCGGAGGAGGUGUGCGAGCCCCAAGCAGGCGUCCUGAGCUGCAUCUCCAGCUCUGGCCCCAAAGAUCCAUGCCAGGAUGUGACGUGCCAGCCACAGGAGACAUGCAAAGUUGAGAAUGGCCAGGGUGUUUGUGUGCCCAUCUCUGAGGUCACGUGCUGGCUGUGGGGUGACCCACACUACCACUCCUUCGAUGGCUGGGCAUUUGACUUCCAGGGCACCUGCAACUAUGUGUUGGCAACAACAGUCUGUCAAGGGGUCAGUUCUGAGAACCUGAAUCACUUCACCGUCACCACCAAGAAUGAAAACCGGGGUAAUCCCGCUGUGUCCUAUGUGAAGCUUGUCACUGUGAAUACCCUCGAGACCAACAUCUCCAUCCACAAGGACGAGAUCGGCAAAGUCCGGGUGAAUGGUGUGCUGACAACUUUGCCUGUCUCCGUGGCUGGUGGGCGGAUUUCAGUGACCCAUGGAGCAUCAAAGGCUGUGUUGAUGACUGACUUUGGGCUUCAAGUCACCUAUGACUGGAAUUGGCAGGUAGAGGUGAAGCUGCCCAGCAGCUACAGUGAAGCAGUGUGCGGACUCUGUGGGAACAUGGACAAAAACCCCAGUAAUGAUCAAGUCUUCCCUAAUGGCACAGUGGCUCCCUCAAUACCCACCUGGGGUGGCAGCUGGCGCGUUCCAGGCUGGGACCCAUUUUGCUGGGAUGAAUGCAAAGGGUCCUGCCCAACCUGCCCGGAGGAGAAGCUGGAAGAGUAUGAGGGUCCCGGCUUCUGCGGACCUCUGGCCCCUAACGCAACCGGUCCCUUCGCCUCCUGCCAUGCCCACGUGCCGCCCGAAAGCUUCUUCACGGGCUGUGUUCUGGAUGUGUGCCUGGGCGGGGGAACCCAAGACAUACUCUGCCAGGCCCUGGCUUCCUAUGCUGCCGCCUGCCAGGCUGCCGGAAUCACCAUCGAGGACUGGAGGACACAGGCCGGCUGUGAGAUCUCCUGUCCUGACAACAGCCACUACGAGCUCUGUGGCACCCCCUGCCCAGCCAGCUGCCCGCCCCCUGAGCCUUCCCCGACACCAGCUGUCUGCAAGGGCCCCUGCGUUGAGGGCUGCCAGUGCAAUGAAGGCUUCGUGUUGAGUGGUGAGCGUUGUGUCCCCCUGGACGGCGGCUGUGGCUGCUGGGCCAAUGGCACCUACUACGAGGCUGGCAGUGAGUUUUGGACUGAUGCUACCUGCUCUCAGCAGUGCCACUGUGGGCCUGAGGGUGGCUCGUUGGUCUGCAAACCUGUCAGCUGCGGGCUGGGUGAACAAUGUACCUUGCUGCCUUCUGGCCAGCAUGGCUGCCAACCUGUCAGCACAGCUGAGUGCCAGGCCUGGGGCGAUCCCCACUACACCACCCUGGAUGGCCACCGAUUCGACUUCCAAGGUACCUGCGAGUACCUACUGAGUGGGCCCUGCCCUGAACCACCCAAGGGGACCGAGAACUUCACCGUCACUGUGGUCAAUGAGCACCGGGGCAGUCAGGCUGUCAGCUACACCCGCAGUGUCACCCUGCAUAUCUACAACCACAGCCUGACACUCAGUGCCCGCUGGCCCCAGAAGCUACAGGUGGACGGCGAGCUCGUGGCGCUACCCUUCCAGAUGGACUCAGGCCUGCAUGCGUACCUGAGUGGCGCGGACGUGGUGGUGACCACGGCCUUCGGGCUCUCCCUGACUUUCGACGGGGACAGCUUCGUGCGCCUGCGCGUGCCAGCGGCGUACGCGGGCGCCCUCUGUGGCCUGUGUGGUAACUACAACAAGGAUCCAGCGGACGACCUGACAGCGGUGGGCGGGAAACCCGAAGGCUGGCAGGUGGGAGGAGAACCUGGCUGCGGGGAGUGCGUGCCCGGGCCGUGCCCGCCACCAUGCACAUCCGAAGAGCAGGAGGCCUUCGGUGGCCCCAACGCCUGCGGCGUGAUCUCCGCCCCCGACGGCCCGCUGGCACCCUGCCACAGCCUCAUACCACCUGCCCAGUACUUUGAAGCCUGCUUGCUGGACGCCUGCCAGGCCCAGGGCCACCCGGGAGGCCUCUGUCCUGCUGUGGCCGCCUAUGUGGCAGCCUGCCAGGCCGCUGGGGCGCAGCUCGAAGAGUGGAGGAAGCCUGAUUUCUGUCCUCUCCAGUGCCCUGCCAACAGCCACUAUGAGCUCUGUGGAGACUCCUGCCCAGUGAGCUGCCCCAGCCUCUCAGCACCUGAGGGCUGUGAGUCCACCUGCCGUGAGGGCUGUGUCUGUGAUGCCGGCUUCGUGCUGAGCGGUGACACCUGUGUGCCCGUGAGCCAGUGCGGCUGCCUCCAUGACGGCCGCUACUACCCACUGGGCGCUGCCUUCUACCCCGGCCCCGAGUGUGAGCGGCGCUGUGAGUGCGGGCCAGGUGGCCAGGUCAGCUGCCAGGAGGGCGAAGACUGCGGGCCCUACGAGGAGUGUCGAAUAGAGGAUGGCAUCCAGGCUUGUCACCCCACGGGCUGCGGUCGCUGCCUGGCCAGUGGAGGUAUCCACUAUGUCACCCUCGAUGGACGUGUCUAUGACCUGCAUGGCUCCUGCUCUUACGUCUUGGCUGAAGUCUGCGAGCGCAAGCCUGGUGAUGAGGAAUUUUCCAUCGUGCUCGAGAAGAACAACGCAUCGUCUGGAGAAUCCCAGCGCCUGAGGGUGACUGUGGCUGACCAGGUUGUGAGCCUGGCUCAAGGGCCACAGGUCACCGUGAACGGCGAGGCUGUGGCCCUGCCUGUGUCUGUGGACCACGUGCGGGUGACCGCAGAAGGCCGAAACAUGAUUCUGCAGACGACCAAGGGGCUGCGGCUCCUCUUUGAUGGCGACGCCCACGUCCUCAUAUCCAUCCCCAGCUCCUACCAUGGGCGCAUCUGUGGCCUCUGUGGGAACUUCAAUGGCAACUGGAGUGACGACUUUGUCCUUCCUACUGGCUCAGUGGCCUCCAGCGUGGAGGCCUUUGGAACUGCCUGGAGGGACCCCGACUCCUCCCAGGAGGGUUGUUCUGAGGGUUGCGGGUCUCAGGGCUGCCCUGUGUGCUUGGCAGAGGAGACCAAAGCCUAUGAGGACAACAAGGCCUGUGGGCAGCUCCAAGACCCACACGGCCCCUUCGCGGCCUGCCACGAGGUGCUGAAACCCUCUGAAUACUUCCGCCAAUGUGUGUACGACAUGUGUGCCCAAAAGGGUGACAAAGCUGUCCUCUGCCGGAGCCUGGCAGCCUACACAGCAGCCUGUCAGGCCUCCGGCUCGUCCGUGAAGCCCUGGAGGACAGACAGCUUCUGCCCGCUCGAGUGCCCCGCCCACAGCCACUACUCCAUCUGCACACACUCCUGCCAGGGCUCCUGUGCAGCCCUCUCAGGCCUCACAGGCUGCACCACCCGCUGCUUUGAGGGCUGCGAAUGUGACGACCGCUUCCUGCUCUCCCAGGGCGUCUGCAUCCCUGCCCGAGACUGCGGCUGUAUCUAUAAUGGCCAAUACUUGCCGACAAACUCCUCCCUGUUGACCUCGGACUGCAGUGAGCGCUGUUCCUGCUCCUCCAGCACUGGUCUAACCUGUGAGGCAGCUGGCUGCCCAGCCGGCCAUGUCUGCGAGGUCCAGGAAGGGUCCCGGGACUGCCGGAUUGCCCAGGGUGUCUGUACCGUCUCCUUGGGUGCCAACAUCACCACUUUCGAUGGGGCCAACAGCAUCUUCGGCUCCCCUGGUGUCUACGAGAUCUCUUCCCGCUGCCCAGCACUACGGCCAACCAUCCCCUGGUACCGUGUGGUUGCUAAUGUCCAGCCCUGCCAUAAAAACCCUGAAGCUGUGAGCCAAUUCCACAUCUUCUUCCAGAAUGGUAUGGUGACUGUGACCCCAGGCAAGGGCGUGUGGGUGAAUGGUCUCCGAGUGGAUCUCCCAGCUGUAGUGUUCACAUCUGUGUCUGUGAGGCAGACACCCGACGGCGCCAUUAUAGUCCACCAGAAGGGAGGGGUCCAAGUCCGACUUGAAACCGACGGGCAGCUGACUGUGAUGGUUGGCAAUGACCAUGCUGGCAGGCUCUGUGGGGCCUGUGGAAACUUUGACGGGGACCAGACCAAUGAUGUGCCCCAGGAGACAGGAAUGGAUAAAUGGAAAGCCAAGGACUUCUCCCAAUGUUAUGACUGAUCAGUCAUCCACCAGGAAUGGAGACCUCAAGACCUGACCCUUCUGGAGGCUGAAGGAUGCACUAUGUGCCCCUACCCUGCUCUACCCCUUUGCUGAGCCACUGAGGCCAAAUGUGAGAGCAC